Messenger RNA from Camellia sinensis, 1270 nucleotides. RefSeq lists its product as uncharacterized. Gene Ontology annotation, biological process: regulation of mitotic cell cycle. The record is from RefSeq and is a predicted model, not a curated record. Lineage: Eukaryota; Viridiplantae; Streptophyta; Magnoliopsida; Ericales; Theaceae.
AAAAUGUGACCGUUGCAACUCCACCGCCCCUUUAUAUACAAAGACUGCCCCAUUUGAAGGCCUCCUGAAAACUACACACACAUUCGAAAUCAAAGAGAAAUCGCAGAAAGAAACAGAGAUUUUCUAGGAAAAGGGGCAAGAAAAUCGACUGGAAAGCACGAGAAAAUUCUAUUGAACAAGCAAGAAAGAUCAAAUCGAUACAAUUUAUCAGCCUGGCAUGAGGUGUAGCAAACAAUAUGAAGGGUUUUUUUGGAAGGCGAAAUACAUCGAUGGCAACUCAAACCAGGGGCCUAAUUCGAGACCAGAAUCUAAAUGUUCACUUUGAUGCGGCUCCUCUUGGGUUAAAGUCCAAUGUUUCGAAGGCACAGAAGAAUGGAGGGCUUGGUGGAAGGAAGGCACUUAACGAUAUAUCUAACUCGGGGAGGCCUUCCACACUUCAGACAUCAAAGAAGCACAACACGAAGAACAUGAUCUCUAUUGAAGAAGAUAUUGGUCCCUCUAAAAUGACAUCUUCUAUUGGAGGAAAUAGAAAUGUUUCAAAGGCUCCAGAGAAAGCACAAGCUGGUGGCAGGAAAGCACUCAGUGACCUCACAAACGCUGGGAAACAUCCACAUGUGCAUCAGGCAUUGAAGAAGAGUCAGGAUAAGAAGUUGAGUGUUGUUGCAGAAGAACAAAUUCUUCCCUGUAAUGUUUCAGAGGAACAAUUUCUGCAUAAUCAUCAGGAAUGCAUCAAGGCACAGGGGAAGGCCAUUGACAUGGAUUAUUUUCUGAAGGCAGUUGGACUAGAUAACGAUGAUUGCUCCAUGCAGUUAGGCUCUCCACUGUCGGGGAAAUUGAAGCCUGAGUCUCCCCCAAGGUACUCGGACAUGGAACAGAUGUUUGAGCUCGAGUAUGAAGAUCAAUCUCAAUGGAAGAAGCCUAGUGGACAAACUCCUUGUGGAAGCCCGAAAUCACCCAAGCCUUGUAUGCAGUGGAAGGAUAACAACUUUCUCAAUUUCACGUUGAUGGAGUCACCGAAACACUGUUGAGAACCAUAAUUCCUUUGUGUUGUACUGGAUUGAGAGUAGAGACAUCCUUGCUAGUUCAGUCAAUUAAUUGACUGUGUUGUCUUUGCAGAACUUCAUUCUUAGGAUCCUAUGGUUUUUGUUAUUUGACCACCAAUGAAUAUUGUCACUGAUUCUAUUAGUUUUGUAAUUUGCUGUUUUUGGGUGAAUGUGUAAUUUGCUGUUGUUUUUCAAAAAUUUCAUGUUUGGCAUGCACUUGCCUGGCA